Molecule: messenger RNA, 1980 nt
Organism: Impatiens glandulifera
Lineage: Eukaryota; Viridiplantae; Streptophyta; Magnoliopsida; Ericales; Balsaminaceae
Product: F-box/kelch-repeat protein At5g42350-like
Exons: 1
Coding region: 464-1924 (486 amino acids)
Cellular component (GO): SCF ubiquitin ligase complex
Molecular function (GO): protein binding
Source: RefSeq, a predicted model, not a curated record
GAACAAAAACAAUGUCAGGAGAAUUGUAAUAUUGCUGUUUCUCUCUCAUCAUUGUUGAGUCGCUUUACUAAAUUCUCAUUCCUCAAUCUUCAGUUUUCCAUGUUUGAUUUGAUUUGAUUAUCAUGUAUCGUUUUCUACUUUCUCAUGAAGAUCUCGAUUCUCCAAAUGUAUGCAAAUCGCUAGAAGAAUGCAGAUAAGAUAAACAAGUCGAUGUUCGGUCUCCGAUCUCCAUUUCUCCAAAUCGGUAUGUUAAUGUAUGCUGAAUGUUACUUACACGAUUUCUACCAGAUUUCUCUUUGUUUUAACUGCCAUUUGAUACGUGAUACAUCAUUUGUUUUCUGGUAACCGCUCCGGAUCUGAUAUUUCCACUUGUUUUCUCGAUCAUUUAGUGAAUCUCCUGGAUUUGCCAGGUGUAGUUUUAGAUCUAUCCUUCUAUUGAUUUGUGUAAAGUGGAGGAACUACGAUGGUUAGUGAAAGCUUGACUGGUGAAACAUCUCUUAGUCAGGAAUUUCAAGCAUUAAGUAUGUCUAUGUCGAAAGGUCUGGUUAGAAACCCUAGCCCGAAGCAGAAAAGUAAUAAUAAAAGAGAUGAAAUCAAUGAUACAAGAUGGUCUUCAUGGAAAUGUCUCAAUUUAAAUGGUAGGAAUGGUAGCUGCAAAGUUGUAGCUGAAACAAAUGAAACAUUUGUGGAUCAAAAUGGUAGAAGAAAAUCAUCAAGUGCUAUAGAUUGCUUCUCUUACGGUAUGAAGGAGAAGUUCUGGAAGAGAAACGCAAGGAAAACGUAUAAACUCGAGCCUCAGAAGAGUCGAAGCGAUGUCUUUCUCCCCGAUGAUAUUCUCGAGAUGUGUCUAGUUAGGCUUCCACUCACCAGCUUGAUGAAUGCUCGUCUCGUCUGCAAGAAAUGGCGAUAUCUAACGACGAAUCAACGUUUCAUUCAGAUGAGACAAGAUGGUUUACAUCAAAAUCCAUGGCUGUUUCUGUUUGGCAUUGUUAAAGAUGGUUAUUCGUGUUCUUCGGAGAUUCAUUCGUUAGAUGUAUCUAAUAACCAAUGGCACAGGCUAGAUGCUUCGAUCCUUAAAGGAAGGUUCAUGUUCUCAGUUGCUAGCGCGAAAGACAGUGUUUAUAUAGUUGGAGGUUGUUCUAGCUUGACCAAUCUCGGAAAAAAGACACACAAAGGAGUUCUAUUGUUUCGACCUUUGAGUAAAUCAUGGCAUAAAAUGGCCUCCAUGAAGUAUGCAAGAUCAUCUCCGAUUCUAGGUACUUGUUCUAUUAAUAGAAACAAACGAUUCGUUCUGAUUGCGAUAGGAGGAGUUGGAUCGGGGGAUGAGCGGUUGGAAACAGGGGAGAUUUACGAUUCAACGUCAAAUAAAUGGUCAGAAAUUCAACGAUUACCGGUCAAUUUUGGUAUUGCUUGCUCGGGAGUUGUAUGCAAUCGAGUUUUCUACGUUUAUUCUGAAAGCGAUAAGCUUGUAGGUUUUGACGUAGAAAGGGGGUAUUGGGUGUGGAUCGAAACGGUUUCGAUUCCUCCCCGUGUUCACGAGUAUUACCCGAAGCUGAUUUGUUUGAGUGGGCGAUUAUUUAUGUUAUCGGUUUUGUGGUGCGAAGGAGACGGUGAAAUCGGGAGGAGGAAUAAGGCGGUGAGGAAAGUAUGGGAGUUGGAUUUCGUGAAUUUUAGUUGGUUUGAAGUUUCCACUCAUCCUGAUGCGCCUAUGGAUUGGAAUGCGGUGUUUGUUUCGGAUAGAGACGUGAUUUUUGGGGUUGAGAUGUUUAAGAUAUUCGGGCAGGUGUUGGAUUUCUUGACGGUUUGCGAUGUAUCGGCGUCGGGUGAGGGGAUGAUUUGGAGACAUGUAUCGAGGAAUAAAAUGGCUAAUGAACUUGAUGCUUAUUCUUGCGUUACUAAAUCAAUUGCGGUUGUACAUCUAUAAUGUUUUUUUUUAAACAUCUUUUCAUUUUGAAAGGGAAACGUUUUGUUCAUUAUGUC